Molecule: messenger RNA, 848 nt
Organism: Pimephales promelas (fathead minnow)
Lineage: Eukaryota; Metazoa; Chordata; Actinopteri; Cypriniformes; Leuciscidae
Source: RefSeq, a predicted model, not a curated record
GCGCCGGAGGAGGCGCGGCAAACGGGGAGGCUUCGCUGUUCAUCAAAGAGCUGUAUCGGCUUGGGAGAAUAGUGCAAGGUGCCAAUUCUACUCGUUGGGAGGCCAGGUCCAUGGACACUUUGCAGGAUGGCGUUUUCCCGAGGCUCAGCUCCAGCAGCCACGCGCGAUUAUCCCUGUUAUUAUUUCCACGCGUCAUCAGAGGACGAAACAUCGUCUCCAUCGUGGCGGAUCUAAUCUCCGCGACCUUCGACCACUGUGCCGAGCAACGCAAGCGUGAGGAGUUCAAGGUAGCAUUUGGCGAGGUAUGGAACUCUUCGGAAACAGAAUCUACUCUACAUAACUUGGAUGCGGACGAACAUCUCAGUUAUUUUAACUCUACUUGUGCUUCCAUCUUGAACAGUAUUGCUCCAUUAAAGCUUAAAUUUCGUAAAUCAGUACCAAUUCCUUGGCUUAAUGAAUCAGUGCGCUUUCUCAGACAGGCCUGCCGACAGGCCGAGCGCAAGUGGAAAAAGGACAAAUUACAGGUCUCUUAUGAAAUUAUGAGAGAUUCACUUUUUACGUUUCAGAGGGCAGCCAAAGCUGCUAAGUGUAAAUAUCUCUCUGAUCUGAUUAAGAAAAAUAGGCAUAACUCUCGUGUCCUCUUCUCCACUAUUGACUCUGUUCUAAAUCCACCUGUUACUUUUUUCCCUGAGCCUUCUGUCUCGCUUUGUGAAAGUUUUGGAAACUUCUUCACAAACAAGGUUUUGGAUAUUAGAUCUCAAAUGGCUCAGACUGGAUACACACUGUUAGAGAUUCCGUUAUACUCCUCCACAUGGUCUGAGUUUGAGCCACUCAACUUGCACUCCUAA